AUGAAGAUCUUAAAAGCCUGCAAGGACCUUCUUCUGAUGAAAACUAUUCUGACCAGAGAACUACCUCAGUCCGUUUAUGUACUGGGUGGACUCUGUCACAUGCUGGGAAAGAACACCUUCCGGCUGAAGAUGUGCGUGGACUCGUGGCCCACAUUCAGCACUGCCGUGUGCUACCGUCAAAGCCAGGACUUGGGGACUGGGAGCGGCCUCGGGGACCUUCCUGACGUCUACAGCGUGUUCUCCAAGAACCAAGACAGUCUCAGGAGGCUUUUGGCAAAUGACGACGUCUUCAAGUGGGGGAAGAACCUUGAAUUCAAAGUGGAAAGCUGUCAUCAUCAAACCCUAAAAGAAAUAGCUCCUCUCAGAGGAUUCCGUGACGAAUACGGAGGCACCCUUAUUUACAUUCAUUACAGCCCGGACGCGGUUCCCAGCAGUGCAUCAGAGCCAGAAAUCGCAAGUUUAAGCGAGUGCCACGCCGAGCUGGUGCUGGCACACCUGUCUUACGUCGGCAACAUGCACCAGGUGAGGAGUUACAUCAAACAUCUCCCCAGCUACUGCGUGCUGGACCAGGAGGGACAACCCGCGUCCUGGCUGCUGACGGACGAGUUCAACGAGCUGAGGAUGGCGUACACCCGGCCGGAGUUCAGACACGCCGGUCACCUGCGGCACUUGUUCACCCGCAUGGUGCGACAAAGGAACACCAAGGACACGACCUCGGUCUCCUCGGCGGUACUUACGGCCCAGAGCCUGAAGACCUCCCUGUUGCAUAUCGCCUUCCGAGCCAUCCCUUCGGACUCGUGUGAUCCGGGCUCAGAGUGGUAA
This is a messenger RNA of Nerophis lumbriciformis (worm pipefish), 822 nucleotides long. Lineage: Eukaryota; Metazoa; Chordata; Actinopteri; Syngnathiformes; Syngnathidae. The record is from RefSeq and is a predicted model, not a curated record.